AUGACUAUCUCCCAACGUCUCUUGAAUAAAGUUGCGAUCGUCACUGGUUCUUCUUCAGGCCUUGGUCGUGCUAUUGCAAUUGCUUACGCUCGAGAGGGCGCUCGUGUGGCUUGUGCCGACCUUAGACCUGAGUCUCGACCACAUAUUCAUGACGAAACCACGAUUAAUACAGAUGAACUUAUUCGAAGGAACGGUGGCUUCGCCAUAUUUGUUCCGACAGAUGUUGGAAACUCCAAGAAAAUGAACCAUCUGAUCCACAGUGCUGUCUCGGAGUUUGGGAGAUUAGACGUUAUGGUCAACAAUGCUGGAAUCUCGAUCGAGGCCCAUGAUCCUCAGCCAAUUCAUACAACGACUGAUGAUACUUGGGAUUUGACUAUGCAAGUCAAUGCCAGAUCUGUAUUUUUGGGGACGAAAUUUGCAAUCGCCCAGAUGCUUAAACAGGAACCACUUCAGCCUCCCGGUGACCGGGGAUGGAUCAUAAAUAUUUCAUCUAUAAUGGGAUCAAUUGCCACGGAGGGCAACCCCUCAUAUUGUGCUUCCAAGGGAGCUGUGAGCAGUUUGACGAGACAGGUUGCAGUGGAAUAUGCGAAACAUCGAAUUCAUUGUAACUCGAUCAGUCCUGGUUACACUCAAACAGCAAUAUUUGCGGAAACGACAGGCAGUGGAAUGUCAUCUCUUCAUGAUUUGCGGCGCAAACACCCAUUUGGAGGUCCAGGAAAGCCUGAAGAUAUAGCAAAAUUUGCUGUCGUGCUGGCUAGUGAUGAUGCCGCCUGGGUGUCAGGCGCUAAUAUGUUCGUUGAUGGUGGUUAUACUGCGAGGUAG
Messenger RNA from Talaromyces amestolkiae, 822 nucleotides. RefSeq lists its product as uncharacterized. NCBI's taxonomy places the organism in Eukaryota, Fungi, Ascomycota, Eurotiomycetes, Eurotiales, Trichocomaceae. Bases 1 to 822 code for a protein of 273 amino acids. The record is from RefSeq and is a predicted model, not a curated record. The transcript has 4 exons. Gene Ontology annotation, molecular function: oxidoreductase activity, acting on the CH-OH group of donors, NAD or NADP as acceptor.